AUGUUUUUACUGGUUUUGGAAGCGGCUGGCAAAGAGGACGGUAAGAUUUCGGGUAAAAAUGAAGAGAAUUCCUAUGCGGAAGCGGAAGCGGAAGAAUUCGAAGAUUUGUCCGAAUUCCACGCGGAAGACAAUGACGUGGAAUUGUCGAUUGUUCCGCGUGAAUCCGGAAUUCCGCUUGUCCGCCACGAUGAGUACAGUAGUAAUUUAUUGUAUGCGGAAGCGUAUCAGAGUUAUAUUCAGGCGUUGGCUUGUGAGUUUGGUUUCAAUUUUCGAGCAUUGCUCAUGUUAACCAAUUUUUUUGACCUAAAAAAUUGAGGAUUGCUCAUGUUAACAUAAAGCUGAACAUUAGAGUUUUUCAGAAAUAUUUGAGCAUUGCUCAUGUUAAUUAAAAAUUUCUAAAUUUAGGUGUUGCUCAUAUUAGCCAGGAAUUUUCAGCCUGAAAAUUUAGGGAUUGCUCAUGUUAAGAUUAAGCUGAAAAUUACAAAUUUUCAGAAAAAACUAUGCAUUGCUCAUGUUAAUUAAAAAAAAAUUCUAAAUUUAGGGAUUGCUCAUCUUAGCAAGAAAUUUUCAGCCUGAAAAUUUCUAAAUUUAGAAAUUGCUCAUGUUAACAUCAAGCUGAAAAUUACAGAUUUUAAGAAAUAUUUGAGCAUUGCUCAUGUUAGCUCCUAACAUGAGCAAUCCAAAUUUGAGUGUUUUUUGAUUUCCGGGGGCUGAUCUUUCAACUCGCCUCCAGAUUUUUUCCAUAUUUUUCACGCAUCAAAAAAUUUGUUUGGGAUUUUUUUUUGGAUUUUGUGGGUGAAAAAUAUUUUGAAAAAAAUGGGGAUUUGGCAAAAUUCCGAGAAAUGAACAAAAUUUUAAAAAUAUCUUACUUAAAAUUAUUUUUCACGUGACCCAAUUUUUUCCACAUUUUUUUCGCUGGCAAAAUUAAUUUUUGCUCAUUUUUAAAUCUCGAAAAAAAUUCGGAAAGGUGAGUUUUGGGUUUUCAAAAUCCACGUGGCUUUUUGGAGCAAAGAACUCUGAAACUUGAGCAUUUUGAGCACAUAUUCGACAAGUUUCAGAGCAUUUUAGGGCUCAAAAUUCUCCAAAUUUUCAGCCGAGCACAUCAGAUUCCACGUGGUUUCUGGCGUAUUUUUUGAGCUCGAAAUGCUCGGAACCUUGUCAAAUUUGCUCUCAAAAUGCUCCAAAUUUAAAAUUGGAGCAUUUUGAGCAGAAAUUCAAAAAGUUUCAGAGCAUUUUUGGGCUCAAAAUGCUCCAAAAACCAUGUGGAUUCUGAUAAAUUUCAAACUGAACAGAAAUUUGGAGCAUUUUCAGCACAAUGUCAAUACGUUUCAGAGCAUUUUUGGGCUCAAAAAGCUCCAAAAACCACGUGGAUUCUGAUAAAUUUCAAACUGACUAGAAAUUUGGAGCAUUUUCAGCAAAAAAUGCUCCGAAACCAGUCAAAUUUAGGCUCAAAAUGCUCCAAAUUUUCAGCCAAACAUUUUUCAAAUCACCGAAAAAAUUUCUUCAGACCCGGCCCGUCUCGUAGUCCGCCCCGACUCCUCCACCGUCGCCAUCGAAUCCAAAAUCUCAUUUUUCUGCCGCGCCGAUGGAAAUCCGCUUCCCAGUGUAAUCUGGAGAAUCAACGGAAAAUCGAUAAAUGAUCAUCAUCGGAUAUCGAUCAAGAGUCUAUCUACAGGAUUAUCAACGCUCAGAAUCGAAAAUGUGACCAAAGAUGACAAUGGCACCGUAAUCAGUUGCUCCGCGGAUAACGGAGUGGCGAAUCCGGUGGUCGCGGAAGCGGUAUUGACCGUUAUUUCGCGCGACAAACUUCCGCAUGGCUUUCCGCAAAUCGAUCAACACCCCACCUUGAAAUCCGUGGAGCAAGGAAAAACCGCCUUCGUAUCCUGUAAAGUUAGCGGUGAUCCACGUGCAAAAGUCUUAUGGCUCAGGGAUCUGAUUCCGAUUGAUGUUCGAUCUGAUGGCCGAUAUUCCAUCGCAACCAUCGGAAAUCCUGGAGCUCUGAUGAUUCAGCAGGCGAGAGAGGAUGAUCAGGGAAAAUAUGAGUGUAUUGCAAGAAAUUCGCUGGGCGUUGCUCAUUCUAAAGCUGCUAAUUUGUAUGUUAAAGGUUAGUUUUGGGGGAGAGGGGGGGGAAGUUUUGGGGAGCUCUUAUAUUUUUUUAUUCGUGGCCAAGGUUUGUGAAUUUAUUUUGUGAUUGUCUGGUUUCUGAAAACUUUUUGAGUUUCGAAUUUUCGCGCCGAAAUUUUUUAAUUCAAAAUUUCAUUUUUCGCGCCAAUUUCGAGCUACAGUAAUCUGGUAUUUUUAGCACCAAAGUUUAAGAAUUCAAAAAAAAAUUGAAAAUUCAAAAAUGUGAUUUUUGGCGCCAUUUUUCGAGCUACAGUAAUUCUCAAUUUUCGCCGCCAAAUUUUGAAAAUUCAAUUUGUUUUGUGAACCAGAAUUUCAAACCUAUAAAAAAUACGUUUCAAAAUUUUCAUAAUAAAUUUGAUUUACAAAAACAAAAUUGUUGGAUGUAAUUAAUUUUUUCAAAAAAAAAAUAUUUAUUUUAUUCUUCCCGCCAUUUUUCGAGCUACAGUAACUCUCUAUUUUUAGCACCGAAAUUUAAAAAUUCGAAAAUUCUAGUUCUGGUGUGAAAUUUGAAAUUCUGAAACCUUAAAAAUUUUAUUCCCGAAAAAAAUACGUUCCAAAAUUUCCAUUAAAAAUUCGAUUUACAAAAACAAAAUUGUUGGAAAUUUUUAGAAAAAUCUCUGAGAAUUUCAGAAAAAAAUCUUCCAAACAAAAAAAAUUCCCCUACAUUUUCACCCGCUACACUUAGCCCAUCUCUUCUUCCACCACUAAAUUAUGCAUAGCCUUGCGGGGUUCCUCUUUUUUCCUCUCGAAAAAUACACAUCAAAUUUGCAUUAGUUCAAUUCCCAACACCCAAUUAUUCGGAGACACAAAGUGUUUCAAUUCAAAAAAAGUAUGGGGAAAUUUUUUGCCACGUGAAUUCUGAAUUUCUGAAAAUUUGAGAAUCUGGAAUUUUUUUUUGAAGUUCUAGAAAUGUUGCCACGUGGCUUCUAAUUUUCUGAAAUUUGAGAAUCUGGAAUCUUUGGAUCAUUUUUGAAUCUGAAAAUUUGAUUUCUUCUGUCACGUGGAUUUUAAGCUUCUGAAAAGUUACAAAUAACUUCUGCCACGUGGAUUCUGAAUUUCUGAAAAUCUGAAAACGUGGAUUUUUUUUUGAAAUUCUAGAAAUGUUGCCACGUGGAUUUUAAGCUUCUGAAAAUCGUGAAAUCUGGUCGAAAAAUUUUAAAUUCUGAAAUUUUCUUUUUGAAAUCAAAAAAGUUUCACAAUUUUUUUGUCACUUGGAUUUUCCUAACUCAAAUUUUCUUUUAACAUUUUUUUACAUUUCCAAAAAUCUGGCUCCAAAAAUUUAUUAGUGCUCCUCAGCAGCUCCAGAAAAACAUAUGUUCUCUUGCUGAUCUGCGAAAAAUGAAUAAAAUGGUCAAUUUGGCGCCACACAAAACCCAUAACUCAUAAUAGCACAAUUUCGUGGUGACACACAUGUUAUCUCGUGCUCUUGUUGUGGCUCCAAAUUUAUUGCACCACAGAAGCUGAGCUUCGAAACCCUGGGCUCCACGGGUCAAAGUUUAUUACAUUUCUCGAGCGAUUUUAUUGUUUUUUCCAGCUUCUCCUAGUUCUUCUUAUUUGCCCCCGGCCACACCAUGAAAACUUUUUACGAAAUAUUUAUUUUUGAAAAAUUUUGUUUUGAAAUUUUUUUGGAGACCAGAUUUGAAGAAUUUUGUUUGUUUUUUGGGAUUUUUUUAGGUCCGGGAAAUUGUUUCUGCUCAAUUUGAAAAUUCAAAAAAUUCGAUUCUAUUUUUACCUUUUUUCUGAGAACUUUUUUUGGGAUUUUUUAGGUCCGGGAAAUAUUUUUUCUCAAAAUUGCUUUUUCAAAAUAAAAUUGGGUGCUUAAUUUUUUUUUCAAAAAUUUCAACAAUUUAAUUUCUGGAAAGUUUUCAGCGAAAAAUUCAUUUUGAAUUUUUUUUCUCGAAAAAAAAACAUUUUGAGAUUCAAAAAUCCACGUGGCAACUAAAAAAUGAAUUCAAAAGUACAGUAUUUUUCCCCAGUCGCUGCGAGACCCUCCGAUGAAAAGCACAUUUGAUUUUGUUUCUCUGGAUGAUGUUGAGAAGAGGUUAAAGACGCAGAGGAUGAGGGAAAACAGUGGGAUUCUAAUGCAUUGUCCUGAUUCUAAAUCUAAAACUCUGCGUCUCUAACUCCAACAGAGAAAGAGAGUCAAGAGGGUCUCGCAGCGAUUGGGGAAGGGUACUGUACUUGAGGGGGAGAAUCUCUGCGUCUCUAACCCAAAUUUUAAAGUUUGAAUGUUUUCCAAGAUUCUUGAAAUUUUUGAAAUCCCAAAAUUAAAUCUAGGGGUCACUAAAACCUAAGCCUCCCUAUAAUAAAUCGUAAUAAUAAUGACCUGAUACACUUUUUAUCACUUUUUGUUCAUUUAUAUUUUCGGGGGGCCCUCAUAAAUCUCAACACCUCUCGAGCCUUCUGCUGCCCGUGUUCAUCUCUUCUUUUUUCUUAAAUAUUUUGACUACUCUUCUUCGUUUUCUACUCACUUAACCGGUUGAUUUACGACAAGAGGAAGUAUUUAGGUGUUCAGAAGCGCGCGCGGAAAAAAAGUUUUCUUCUUUGUUUUUUUUUUGGACCGAAUUAUUUAUGAACUUUACUACUUGAGUUGAGAGAAGAGUUGAGGUUGUGAAAAAUCUGAAUUUCAAAAAUUUGAUUUUUUCUCAGCCACGUGGAUUUAGGUCUGAAAAUUAGGGGAUUUUUCUGACAAAUUUUCUGAAGUUUUGAAGUUUCUUAAAUAUUUUUUUGACAAUUUUUUUUCAAAAAUCCACGUGUAAUUUUUUUUGCCACGUGAAGUUUUUUUUUCAAAAAAUUCCAGACACGUGGAUUUAUACUUUGAAACUUCUGAAAUUUUGCCACGUGGAUUUUUUUUUUCAGAAUUUUCAAAAAUCCCAGAGAACAAUAUGAUCCUCAAAAUUUGUAAAUCCAAAAAAGUUAUCCUAAAUUCCUGCCACGUGGAUUUUUUUAUAGAAACAUUCAGAAUGCAGAUUUUUAGAAUGCUCCUGAAAUUCUAAAAUGUGCGUUUUCAGGCUCAAAUCCGACUCUAACAUGAGCAAUGCUGAAUUUAAGCAGCUAGGCCCUAGAAAAUUAGACAAAAUUUUUUUCAAAAAUUCUGGAUUUUUUAGGCUGUUAAAAAAAACUCUCAAAAUUCCUGCCACGUGGUUUUCUGACAAUUUCAAAAUUCAAAUUUCUAUUUAAAUUUUUGUACCUGCCACGUGGAUUUUUCAAAUUUCGAAAAAGUCUGAAACUGAAAUCUUCAUUGAUUUUUUUAAUUUCAAAUUUCUAGAAAUUUUUUAUUCAAAAAAUUAACCCCUAAAAUUCCUGUGGAUUUUUUGCAACUUCAAAAUUCAAAUUUCUGAAAUUUUGUGCUCUGAAUUUCUUGCCACGUGGAUUUCUGGAAAUUUCGAAGCUCAAAUUUCUGAAAUUUUAUGCCCUGAAUUUCUUGCCACGUGGAUUUCUGGAAAUUUCGAAACUCAAAAUUCUUUUCUAAACCCAACUUAUCCCAAAUUCCUGCCACGUGGAUUUUUCAAACUUCGAAGAAGUCAGAAAAAUUCAUAAACAACCUAGACUUUUGCGAAAUCAAUUAACGGCUUGCGCGUAAAAUGUUUAUUUUAUUUUAUGGUUUUUGCCCCAAACAUUUUCAUUUCAUUUUAUCCAUUAUUCAUCCUUUUCUUCUUCACUUUUGCGAGGAAAAAAAAGAAAUCCUGAAAUAAUUUUUCACCUCAAAAAUGAUUGAUUAGAAAUGUUCGGAAGCAAAUUUUCCGACUGAUAUACUUUUUUUUUUGGUUUGAAACAAAAUUUUUUGAUCUACACGCAGCGCGUGACCGCAACGCGUCCAACUACAUUCAUUUCCUGAUUUUUUUCGCAACUAAUAUAAAAAUGUGUGUAUAUUUUUCCACCCAUCUGGUCAAGUAUCUUUUUUUUCCGUAUGUAUUAUUUUUUUUUCUAAUCUGAUCAAUCAUAGAUUCAAUAGAGCAGAAAAAAGGUCGUUUUUCAUUUGUAUCUUUUUCUGGACCCAAAUUUUUUUUUAAUGUUUUCGAAAAAAAAAGUCCAAACUCCCACUUAAUCUUAAUUUGGCUCAUUCAUUUCGAAUCAAGCCUCUCUGUUUUAUCUGACUUUAGAAUCUUUUCUACAAAUCGCAUUUUUUGGUGGCAUUUUUGUGGCCAAAAAUUCUAGAAUUCAAAAUUUUGAGCAUUUGAGAAUUUAGAAUUUCUUAACUUUAUUUUUCAAAUAUAUUUGACUGAGUAUCUAAUGUGGUACGCAGCCAAAUUUGAACCUUUGAAUACUUUUCACAUGAAGAAGAAUCCACGUGGCAAUAAUUGAAAAUGAAUUUGAAAAUUCAAAAUUCAAAAAAAAAAAUUGAAAAAAAAAAUCUGACUUUCAAAAAUUGUAUUUUUUCUUAGCCACGUGGGUUUGGGUCUGAAACUUGGGGGAUUUUUCCGACACAUUUUUGAUGAAAAAAAUUCAUGUGGAAUUUAGAAUUUACAGAAAAUCUGAAAAUUCUGGCUUUUUCACAGGCAAAAAUUCAAAUUUCAGAUUUUUUUCGAAAAUUUGAAACUCCAAAACUUGGAAAAAUUGUUGCCACGUGGAUUUUUUGAUAGAAAAAUUCAAAAUGCAGCUUUUUUCGAAAAAAAUGUUUUUUUUUUUGAAAAUUUCCAAGGAAUCAGAAUUCAGAAUUUGAAAAUGGCCCCAAAAUUUCGAAAAAAAAAAGUUUUCACAAGAAAAUUUUGAUGAAUUCCACGUGGCAAAGCAUUCUAUGAAUUUUUAAAAUCCAAAUUUUCAAACUCAAAUUUUCAACUGCAAAAAGUACACCUGCUCUUUUUUUCAAUCUGUAUGAAUUGCCAAUUUUUUUUUGUUUAUCUGACCUCUCUUUCUCCCCAAAAUCACUCCAAUAAAUCUUCGUUAUUUUCCACGUGUAAUUUGUCUAACUAUAGUCGAUUUGCAAUUUAUCACCUACUUUUUCUCUUAUUUUUUUCUUUUUUCUGAACCUCAAAUAUCAAUUUAUCUCUUUUUCCCCGGAAAUUUUCAUUUUUAUUGGGCGAAAAAGAAGAUGCUCUUUUUAUUUUCUCAUGAACAAAAAAGAUUUUUGUGGGAUUUUUGGGGCCAAUUUCCUGUUUUUUUCUGUUCUGUGUUUGCUUUUUGGAUUAAGUUAGCCUAAAUUCGGGGGAGAUUUUACGAUUUUUUAUAACUAAAUUAAGGAAUUUGCUUAAUUAAAUUUAUUUUGAAGAACACUUUUGGUUCAAUUUUUGAUUUAAUUUUUUUUUUUUAAAUUUUGCCACGUGGAUUUUUUUUCCUGAAAAAUUUGGAAAUUUUUUUUGAGAAUUUCAGAAUCUGAAAAAAAAUUUUCAACAUUUUUGGAAUUUUGGUAUUGAUUGGGAUUGCUCAUGUUAAUCUUAGAAAACACUGAAAAUAAUGGGAUUGCUCAUGUUAAACUCAAAAUCACAGUAAAUUUAGGAAACAUAGGGAUUGCUCAUGUUAAGCUUAGAAAUUCUAAAAGUUCGAAAUUCAUUUGAAACUCAAAAUUAUAGUAAAAUUUAGAAGAUUUGGAAAAAUCAGGGAUUGCUCAUGCUACACUCAAUUUUGACAAAAAAUUACGAAAACAUAGAGAUUGCUCAUGUUAAGCUUAGAAAACACUGCGAAUGACGGGAUUGCUCAUCUUAGGCUGAAAAAUGAGAGAUUUUGAUUGCGCCUUCAAAUCGAGCCAAAAAUUCAAAUUCAAAACAUUUUGACUGAAAAUUUUGUCCAAAAAACUAAGGAUUGCUCAUGUUAAACUCAGAAAUUCAAAAAAUCUGGGAUUGCUCAUGUUAAGCUCAAAAAACACUAAAAAUAUUUGGAUUGCUCAUAUUAGACUGAAAAAUCAGAGAUUUUGAUUGCACCUUCAAAUUGCGCUAAAAAUUCAAAUUCAAAAAAUUUUGAGUGAAAAGUUUGUCCAAAAAAAUUCUCAAAAAUUAUUUUGCUAAAUUUUUCAAAUCAAAAAGUUCCCGAAAAAAUUCUGAUUUUUUUCUCUUUUCUGAAUUUAGGCUAUCUUGAAUUUAGUGUAAUUCGAAAAUUUUCUUCCGAAAACCUUGUUUCUUUUUCACUAUAACCAGAUUAUUUUCUCACAUUUUGCUAAUUUGAUUUAAAUUUUCUCGUGUCCUCUUCUGAAUUUUCGAGAACACUUUAGAUUCCUCGAUUUUUCAGACGUCAUGAAAUAGAAAAAAUGCAAAUUUUUCUCAUAUUUUUAUUAUUGUUGGCCACAAAGUGUGGCGCAUUUUUGCAAAACACUUUGCCACUUUCGAUUUUCAAAAAUCUUGACACUUCUUCCACGUCGCCUGAUGUUUUGGAGAAGAUUCAUGUUGGAGCCGAAGCCACGAAUAAAAAUCCUAUGGGAGCGGGAGGUUCAGAUUUUUACAGGGGGGAUGGUUAUGACGUGGCACCUCUUCUGAGAUCUGAAAUUAAUUUCAGAAGCCACUAAUGUCCCCAGAAUCCCAACUAAAAUUGAUUUUCAGUCCGUCGAGUGCCCCCGUAUUUUUCGGUGAAGCUGGAACGAGAAUAUGUGGUUGGAAUGGGUGGAAGUAUCAAUUUGACGUGUGUUGCUGUCGGAUAUCCGUGGCCAAGGGUUUUUUGGAAGAAGACUGAUCAGCGUGAGUUUUUUGGGCUUUUGAACGCGUUGCGGUCAUGCGCUGCGUGUUAAAAAAUCCUGGAAAAUUAUACGUUUCAAAAUUUUUUCAAAGAGAUUUGCCAUUUUUUCAUGAAUAAUAUUGAAUUUUCCCUUCUUCUCAAAAAAAAAUCCAAAAAUUCCCGAAUUCCAGAAGUCAUUGAUGAUCCCUCAACGGCUCCAAUGACAAAAAAUGUGCUGACCUUGACGAACGUCGAAGUCACCGAGAACUUCACCUGUGUCGCUGUCAGCAAUCUUGGAAACAUCGAGGCUACCACCACAGUAAUCGUGAAAGAUCUCCCACCACCACCGAUUGAUAUUAUGGUGUCGUCUGUCACUUCGGAAUCGGUUGUCAUCACUUGGAAACCGCCCAAUUAUAAUGAGCCGAUUAAUAAAUAUAUUGUGAAGUUUAGAUUGAAGUGAGUUAAGGGGAUGUUUUGGGUGGUUUGGCAUGGUGUGAGGAAUUUUUGUUUUGAUCUACCAAGCUGAAAAUCCACGUGGCAUAAAUUCCAGAACCUCUGGAAUAUCUGAAAAUGAUUAUUUUGUUCUGAAGAUCUCAAAUUCCACGUGGCACAAUUCUAGCACCUCUGAAAAAAAUUCUGGUACAAAAAAUAGCACUGUUGAAAUUUGGAUUCUGGAAUUUUCAAACUUAAAAUCCACGUGGAAAACUAUUUUCCUAGUGCUGGAAUUCCACGUGGCACAAUUUUAGAAGCUCUGAAAAUUUUGGAGAUAAAAUUUAUAUAACUGAAAUUUGGAAUCUAGAUUUUUCAGACCAAAAAUAUUCCACGUGGCAAAGAUUUUUUCUGGAGCUGAAAAUUCCAAGUGGCAAAAUUCCAGAAAUCCUGGAAAGUUCCGGAAAAAAAUUAUAAAACUGAAAUCUGGAAGCUAGAAGUUUCUGCUCUGAAAUUCCACGUGGCAUAACUUUGGAAAUCGUAAAAUAUUUGGAGCAAAAAUUUAUGUAGCUGAACUUUGGAAACUAGAAUUUUCAGAUCAAAAAAUUCCAUGUGGAAAAUUCCAGAAUAUUUUAGAACUCCUCAAAUUUUUGAUUCAGAAUUUAUUGAAUUUUUGAAGCUCCCCUGCCACGUGGCAAAUUUGAGAAUUUUUAAUUUGGAAACUAGAGUUUUCAGCUCAAAAUUCCACGUGGCACAAUUUUAGAACUUCUGAAAUUUUUGAUUCAGAAUGUCUUGAAUUUUUGAAGCUCCCCUGCCACGUGGCAAAAAAAAUCUGAAAUUUUUAGUUCAAAAAUUCUACUGCUGAAAUUUGCAAUCUGAAUUUAACCGCCCUGAUUCAAAAAUUCCACGUGGCAAAAUCCCUAACUCAAUUAACUUAUGCUAACUCUAUUCCAGCAUGUUGUGUGAUUUUUCAGAUCUCCCGAAAAUCUACUCUCCAACGAAAAGGAUUUGGAUGAUGAAGAGUAAGCAUGAUUGAUUUUUUUCAGCUUUCCCAUUUUCUGAAAUCUCUGAAAACCAAUUUUAUUUCAGAUAUGCUGAAAAAGGUCGCUGGAAAUCGCUGGAAACUCUCGACACAAGUGUUGUGAUUGGAAAUCUGGUGGCUUUUCAAACCUACGAGUUCACUGUUCAAAGUGGCUCGGAUAUCGUUGGCCCAGGCCAGCCCAGUAUAUCUGUAGAGGCCCAAACAAUGACGAGUCCACCCUCAACUCCUCCCGCAAAUCCACAAGCCCGUUCUUUGAGUCGAGAUUCGAUUUUGGUCAAGUGGGGACCUUCGGAGCAGCCCAACGGAGUUGUCACCGGAUAUAAAGUGUAUUAUGUUUUGGCGGACGAUUCGGUGGUGGUGGUCUCGAAGCGAUUUGAUGAGAAGUGGAAUUUGCAUGAGGCGAAGGCUGAUGAAUUUAUGACUACGAUUUAUGGAUUGCAACCGGAUUCCAGAUAUUUUUUGAGGGUUUUGGCCAGCAAUUCGGAAGGAGAUUCACCGCCUUCUGAAGUUGUGACGGUUUCGACGCGGCAAGGAAGUUAGUUUGAUUUUUGAGGGGAUUCUGAACUUCUAACCUGAAGGUUUCUGGGAUUUCUGAUGUAGCUGUAUUUUGUUAAGGACUAGGAAAAGCUUCAAAAUCCAUAUAUAUUUUUUGAUCUACAUUUUUUUAGAGUACUGUAGAUUAUUCCUCAGAUUUCUUAUCUGAAAAAAAAAUCUGGAAAAAUAUUUUUGACGUGACCUAGAAAAUAGAAUUUUUUUGCUCACGGAAAAGCCAGUUUUUUAGCCAGUUCAAAAAUUGCUGGAAAUUGAAAGUGCCAGUUCUAAAUAUUAGAUUUACCGUAAGUCUAGCAAUUUCCCUAAAUCUUCAAAUUUAUGGCACAAUUUCAAAAAAAUCUAGUUUCAAAUAAGAAGUUCUUGAACAUCUAGCCCCUGCCACGUGGCAAACUAAUCAACAAAUGAUUUUUUUUCCAGUUCCCGGUCAACCAGCUCUCCUCAAAGUGCGUGCUCUCGACUCGCGCCGCAUCCAACUCGGCUGGGACAAACCGCUGUUCUCGUCGCCAAUCAGCGGCUACACGGUGCGAUACAACACGACUGAUGGGGAAAAAGAGCUGACAAUCACUUCGCCACACGAAAAACAUGUGAUCACUGGAUUGCAACCGGAUAAAUAUUAUGGUUUUAGGUAGGAAAUGGGCUUCCCAGAAAAAAAAAAAGAAAAAAAUUGGUCGCCGGGUGGGGGUCGAACCCUGGUCUUGCGAUUCGUAGGCAAAAAGCCAUACCACUCGGCCAAGCAGCCGCUUUUCUCUUUGCCGAAAAUUAUCAUAUUUAAAUGCGCCUCGAUUUCAGAGUUGCUGCAUAUUCGGACCGAGGUCAAGGAGAGUUCACCGAGCCAAUCGUCACCAAAACCAUAGCCUCAAGUGAGUUAGCCUAAAUAGUUUUGUAAUUGUUGUGUUGUGUUUAGUCCCCAUUGCGGCGCCCACAAUUCUCCACGUAUCUGCCACGUCAUCGCGGAGUGUUGAAGUGAAAUGGAAGGGUCCGGAAGGCAAGGGAUUGAAUGGUGGAACUCUCACCGCGUACCGCAUCGCCUACCGGAAAAUCAAUAGCGGAAAGCCGGCAACGCGGAAAGAUUCGGAGGAUUAUGAUGAAGAGGAUGAAGAGGAAGAGGAGCGAAAUUCUCCCGAAGCCCCGAAAUUUUUUGUUGUUCGCGCCGAGACCACAAAACAUCAAUUGACCGAUUUGCAACCGUACUCCACGUAUCAGAUUACGGUUGCCGCGUCGACAAUUGAUGGUUAUGGUCCGGAUAGUGCGCCGGUGAAUGUUGUGAAGACUUUGGAAGAUGGUUAGUUGGUUGAAAAAUUAAAUUUGGGAUGAUUUCAGGUGGCAAAGAUGAGGAAAAUAGUCAUAGUGGUGGGUUUUAG
Messenger RNA from Caenorhabditis angaria, 12090 nucleotides. Lineage: Eukaryota; Metazoa; Nematoda; Chromadorea; Rhabditida; Rhabditidae. The record is from the annotation of a GenBank genome assembly.